GAUUGACUCGGAGUUCAAACUCUGCUGUACUCUGAACUGUACGGAGACUCUAGUAAACUGUGGGCUGUAGCGUCCCUGCUGAAAAGCUGAGCUGUACGGAGACUCUCCUGGACUCUGAGCAAUACGGACUCAGCUGAAAUCUAGGAAGUGAUACUCUCUGAAGUUUGGACAUUGCUUCUGGACUCCGUGAACGAUGGGCGAGCGUCAAUGUCGCUGUUACACCGCCUUGGUGCUGAUCGGCGCCGCGCUGGUCCUGGCGGCGGUGGCGUCGGACAGCCACCAGAGGAACGACGUGCGAUCGUUGGAGGAACUACACCUGAAGGACAGGCCUUUGGCGACCAACUACCAUCGACUGGAUCCUAACUCCUCCUACAGGAGCGAGAGAUCCGUCGGUCCUGCCCUUCCCAACGCCGAGAAGAAGCCGCAACAAGCAACGCCACCCGAGGCGGAGAAGGCGGCUUUGGCCAAAGACGUCGGCCUGCCCGAGGCUCCGUUAGCGGUCGCCGCGCACUCGGGGGUCAAGGCAGCGAACGAGAGCGAGGCCAGAACUGCGGGAUCCGAGAGCGGGACUGAGCGCAAAGGGAGGCUCAUAGAGAAGCUCAAGGAAUGGUACAAGGGGAAGGAGCCGGAGAAGGAAGAACCCAGCGGCAUCAUCAUCAACAGCCAUCUCUCGACUGGCCACUUGGACCCUCACGGACACCAUCACCACAUUCCCUUCUACCACCAGCCUCCCUUCGUGCAGCCCAUCAUCAUCGGAACUGGCGGGGGCAGCAAGGACGAGUACCCUGUCGUCAUCACCAAACCUGUUCCACACUACAUCACGGUUACUCAGCCUGUCGCUAUCACUGUCACGGAGACAGUGAAACCAUCACAUAUUCUGGCGCAUACGACUCUAUCGACGUACAUGACCCCUUCCCACGUGUACAUCCAGGAGACCAACACGCUGGAGCCCGUGACCGUCACCUUGGGGUCGCACGAAGCGAACUGGGGUUGGAACUUCUUCGGGGAGGGCGAUGGCGGCGGGAGCAUUGGCGGCGACCACGUGGUGUACUUGGUAAAGCCCGACCACGGCUCCGGGGGCUCGAGCUCGUCCCAGACCACGUCCGAGGUGAUGGUCAUCGAGUCCCCCGGCCACGUGCUGAACAAAGGUAUCCAGAAGAUCAAGGACACUUUCAGCGGCAUCUACAACGUGGGUCAAGGAAUCAAAGACAAAUUCAACAGUCAGGUCUCAUCGCUAUUCGGCAAAGACGAUCACGAGGUGAUCGUAGUCCACAAGCCUCACACGGUCACGGUGGCUUCGUCCAAACCCACGGUGACCCACACAGUGAUGCUGCAGUCCAAGCCCCACGUGCACGGCUACGUCGAGGGCGUUUUCGCGGGCCAAGGCCACAUCCACGUCGGCAGAAGCAUGACCGUAACGAGACCUGCAACCUAUACUGCAACCAUAACAACGGCCGCUGUAAACAUGCCCGGCUGUACACACUGCAAUUAAGGACCAUGUGAAGGAGAAGGAGAAGCAGAAGAAUAAAAGAAGAAAUGAAGAAAGAAUGAAAUGAAGAACAGAAAGAUGAGGAAGGAAAAUAAAAAAGAAGCAAAAGAAGAAAAGAAAAGAGAAGCAGGCA
This is a messenger RNA of Penaeus chinensis, 1622 nucleotides long. RefSeq lists its product as uncharacterized. Lineage: Eukaryota; Metazoa; Arthropoda; Malacostraca; Decapoda; Penaeidae. Bases 194 to 1492 code for a protein of 432 amino acids. The transcript is spliced from 4 exons. The record is from RefSeq and is a predicted model, not a curated record.